This is a messenger RNA of Dromiciops gliroides (monito del monte), 671 nucleotides long. RefSeq names its product cytochrome c oxidase subunit 6B2. The transcript has 4 exons. Lineage: Eukaryota; Metazoa; Chordata; Mammalia; Microbiotheria; Microbiotheriidae. The record is from RefSeq and is a predicted model, not a curated record. The coding region runs from base 367 to 603 and encodes 78 amino acids. Gene Ontology annotation, cellular component: respiratory chain complex IV; mitochondrion; mitochondrial crista.
GGUGGGGAGGAGGCUGUGAGGAGGACAGAGUGCCUCUUGUCAGGAACGAAGGGGCUGGCUGGACGGUCGCUAGGGUCCUCUUGCUCCUCCAUACGGUGCGACUUCCCAGGGGCUCCCUUUUCCCAACCUCAGCGUUCGUGCCCGUGAAAUGGCAUCAACAGAAGAGCCAGGGGAGACUAGCGCUCUAGAAGGGACCCUUCUGCGCGUGGUGGGAUCCCAUUGGCCGGGCUGCCGCCGGCAGAGCCAAUCAGGGUACGCUACGGGCUCCCAGGACCGCCGGGAGUCAAAGGGCCACAUUCCCUCGCGGGGCACAAAGACGGUUGGUGGGACAGUGCAGGCCCCAGCCCCCAGCUAAGGACCAAGAUAAUGGACAGGCCAUCAACCCCGCCCUUCGAUCCCCGCUUUCCCAACCAGAACCAGACUCGCAACUGUUAUCAGAACUUCCUGGACUUUCACCGCUGCACCAAGAACAUGAAGAGGAGGGGGAAGGACGCGUCCCCCUGCGACUAUUACCGCAAGGUCUAUCACUCCCUGUGCCCUCUUAGCUGGGUGCAGCGUUGGAACGAGCAGAUCCAGGAGGGGACCUUCCCUGGCAAGAUCUGAAGGAGCCUCUCCCUGCUCUGGCUCUGGCGGCCAUCCCCCCCCCCCCCAAUAAAUGGACGUUUACAACC